AUGUGGGUCAUUUACUUAUAUGUUUAUAAUGGGAAUCUACGCACUGGGUAUGCUGAUCGUCGCAGGGAUACCGAUAAGUUCGAAUCUUCGCGAUGGAGGGAUUCUCCAAGACGAAUCGAUCGCCUUAGGGAAAAUCCUGCUGAAUCGGCAAAAGCUCGAGAGGAGGCUAAGCGCAGGGAACCCCGUGGCGCAAAAUUUACCGAGAAAGUGACUGUAGAGCGAAGCAUUCGGUGCUCUCCACCCGAAUUAGCUCAGUACUCUGUCGACACGCGAAGGUAUCUCGAGGACCAAAUCUUGGAAGAGGAGCCUGAAGACAUUCAGUCCAUGUAUCGACCUGGUGAAAGCGUCAGCUAUUACCCGGAGAGGCUUCGACAACGUGGGAAUGCGGGAGAUUUGAAUGAUUCUGAUGUGGAGGACGAACGAACCGGUCGAAAAUAUGGUAAUAUGAAUGCCGAAGAACGUCGUAGACAAAGAAGGGUCCGUCGGACAGACCGCUGUCAGGAUUAUUAA
Messenger RNA from Ostertagia ostertagi, 510 nucleotides. The record is from the annotation of a GenBank genome assembly. NCBI's taxonomy places the organism in Eukaryota, Metazoa, Nematoda, Chromadorea, Rhabditida, Trichostrongylidae.